AUGACACUACAUUCAUACAACAUACUAUCCGAGACGCCUGAUCAUCUCCGUGGCGUCUACGAUAUUGUUCACGUUCGGAACUUUUCCUUCGUAGUAAGGGACUCAGAGGCUGAGAGUGUUAUCGGAAACGUUUUACAACUAUUAAAGCCGGGCGGCUACAUACAAUGGGCCGAAGUAGAUGCCCUUUCAUAUCGCAUUGAAAAGACCAACUCGAACUGCAAAGACAAAGCCCUUGAGGAACUCAUGCGCUUAGGCAGGGCGACGGAUGAUCGGAUCACUCCUCACUGGGUUCCUGAGAUUCCUUAUUUCUUUCAGCAGGCCAAGCUACAAGAGGUGCAAAAUGAAGUCAAGGAGGCUCCGCCGUACAUGGCCGUAGCAAAGCAUGAAUGCAACCUGAUUGUUCCAGAAAUGCUCGCCCAGACGACGCAGGAUUCGGCUCUAAGCGAGGGGCUUUCACGGCUCUUACCCGAAGUCGUGGAAGAAACUCAUGGAGGGGCCUACUGGGCUUUCACUCGGCUUACAGUAGUUGAAAGAGGAAGAAACAUCCACCCGACACAUUUUAAUGAGCAACGUAUCGCGCCUUGCACAUCAAAGGCUAUCUCGUUUGCUAUGAGCAACCAAGCUGCAGCAUCUCAUUCCCCUCUCUCUCGCCUAGAAUAA
Aspergillus niger is the source of this 660-nucleotide messenger RNA. RefSeq lists its product as uncharacterized. Lineage: Eukaryota; Fungi; Ascomycota; Eurotiomycetes; Eurotiales; Aspergillaceae. The transcript is spliced from 3 exons. The record is from RefSeq and is a predicted model, not a curated record. The coding region runs from base 1 to 660 and encodes 219 amino acids.